AUGGAUCCGGGCGGGACGAUGCUGCUGGAGGACUUCGGGCAGCGGGUGGACCUGACGCACCACAUCCGCGAGGUGCUGGCCAACUACCCGGAGGGCACCACCGUGUUGCGGGAGCUCAUCCAGAACACUAACGACACCGGGGCCUCGCAGGUCCGCCUCUGCCUCGACCGCCACGCCCACGGGGCCCGCUCGCUGCUCGCCCCGGCCCUCGCGCAGUGGCAGGGCCCCGCCCUGCUCGCCCACAACGACGCUGCCUUCACCGACGACGACUUCGCCAGCAUCUCCCGCAUCGGCGGCAGCAAGAAGGCCUCCCAGGCCUGGAAGACCGGCCGCUUCGGGUUCAGUUUGAGUUCCGCACUUGUUAUCAUUUUGCUCGACAAGCUCGUGGUGCUCAAGCUCAACGGAGGCCUCGGCACCACCAUGGGCUGCACCGGCCCCAAGUCUGUCAUUGAAGUUCGCAAUGGGUUUACAUUUCUUGACCUUAUUGUGAUUCAGAUUGAGUCCCUGAACAAGAAGUAUGGAUGCAGUGUUCCUUUGCUUCUAAUGAACUCUUUCAACACUCAUGAUGACACACAGAAGAUUGUUGAGAAGUACUCCAACUCCAACAUUGAAAUUCACACUUUCAACCAGAGCCAAUACCCUCGCAUUGUCUCUGUUUGUGUGAACGCUGAGCGUUGGAUCGUGUGUGUGCUGCAGAUCUCGACGCCAUGA
Messenger RNA from Triticum aestivum (bread wheat), 711 nucleotides. RefSeq lists its product as uncharacterized. NCBI's taxonomy places the organism in Eukaryota, Viridiplantae, Streptophyta, Magnoliopsida, Poales, Poaceae. The transcript has 6 exons. Gene Ontology annotation, molecular function: uridylyltransferase activity; Hsp70 protein binding. The record is from RefSeq and is a predicted model, not a curated record. The coding region runs from base 1 to 711 and encodes 236 amino acids.